Durusdinium trenchii is the source of this 2780-nucleotide messenger RNA. The record is from the annotation of a GenBank genome assembly. Lineage: Eukaryota; Dinophyceae; Suessiales; Symbiodiniaceae.
AGCUGUGAUGAUGUUUAGCAGGGAUCAAGUUUAGCUCCAAGAGGGGAGCAAACGUGACUGCCAGUGCGGUCAUCCUUUGGCGGGUGCUUUCUUCCGACGCCAUGGCAAAGAGCUUCCGUGCGUGUUGGAUUGAAAAGGCGGGCGCCAGUGUGCAGGCCGCAGUGAAAGACAUCCCCUUUGAGGAGCUCACUGCAGGCGAUGACUAUGUGCGUGUGAAAGUGGAGUUCUCCGGACUGAACUACAAGGAUGGCAUGGCGAUCUGUGGCAUCUACGGCGUGGUUGAAACACUGCCGCUCAUCACGGGUAUCGACUUCGUGGGGAUCGUCGAUGAGACCAAAGCGGGCUUUCAGAAGGGCGACAAGGUCAUUAUGACUGGGUGGGAGAUGGGGCAGAAGUUUCACGGUGGACAUGCUGAAUUUGCCAGCGUGAAGGCUGAAUGGCUGGUGCCUCUACCCCCUGAGCUCUCAGCGAUCGAUGCCAUGACGAUCGGCACGGCGGGCUUCACGGCGGCCUUGUGUGUCAGAGCCUUGGAGGAGAGUGGCUAUGACCGGAGCAAGCCCAUCCUCGUCACAGGUGCCGACGGCGGCGUCGGGUCGGUCGCCAUCUACCUGCUGAACCGCAAGGGCUGCCGCGUCGCGGCGUGUACCCGCUUCAAGGACACUGAGCAGCGCCUCCGCGCUCUGGGCGCCACCGAGAUCGUGGGCGCGCUGCCCACCGACAGCAAGGCGCUGGACGAGCAGCUCUGGGGCGGCGCCAUCGACGUGGUCGGAGGCCCGACGAUCCCUACCAUUGCCUCGCAGAUGGUCUACGGUUGCACGUUGGCCAGCUGUGGGGUGGCUGGCGGCCCUGCCAUCAAGACCACCGUGUACCCCUUCAUCAUUCGAGGUGUCAAGCUGUACGGAGUUGAUUCAGUCUUUGCUCCAACAGAGGUGCGGAAGGCUGUUUGGCAAGACUUGGCCAAGGUGCCGAAGGACAUCUGGCAGAACAUGCGCACUGAGGUGGCGUUGGAGGACCUCCACGAGGCGGCGCAGCGGAUUCUGGCGGGGCAGAUCCGCGGGCGCGUGGUGGUGAACCUGGCGCUCCGAACGCCUCAACUGGUCGUGGAGAAGGAGGAAGAGGAUCUGGAAGCCUUAAGACGGCAGACCCUAGAGCUCCGGAAGAGCCUCACCACCAAGUCUAAGAUCGUUUCCGCCGAGCAGGCGGCGAGCUGCAUUCUGGACGGGGACUCUGUGACCUCCGCGGGCUUUGUCGCAGCCAUGCCAUGUGAUGCCUUGAUCACCGCCUUACGGAAGCGCUAUGAUAAGACAAAGCAUCCUCGGGAUCUGGAGAUGGUCUUCUCCAUCAUUGUGGGCGAUCGUGAAGGGAGAGGUACAGAGCCCUUGACCCCUAUGGUCUCCAGGGCCGUCUUCGGUUGGACCGACGUUUGUCCAGCCUUUACGAACGCCGUCUUGAGCGGAAAGAUUGAAGCCUAUAACCUGCCAAUGGGUCAGAUCUCUCACAUGAUCCGAAGCUCAGCCAAUGGUGCCCCAGGACACCUUUCCAAGGUGGGUUUGCAUACCUUCGCUGACCCGCGGAAGGGCGGUGGCAAGCGGAAUAAGCAGACCACCAAAGAUUUGGUGAAGUUGCAGGUCUUGGAUGGAGAGGAAUAUAUUUUUUAUCCUGCGCCCAAGAUCACCGUGGCCUUGCUGCGGGGUUCCCUGGCCGAUGAGGCUGGCAACAUCUCCUUCGAACACGAGCCAUUGCUUUUGGACUCUUUAAACCAAGCGAUGGCGGCGAAGAAGAAUGGCGGUUUAGUCAUCGUCCAGGUGCAGCGUGUGGUGCCUUCAGGAAGCCUGGAUCAUCGAAGGGUUCACAUCCCUGGAAUGUUAGUGGAUAUGGUGGUGGUGGCUGGCAAAGAGCAUUCUGCGGUGACUUAUGCGCCAGCAGAUCAAGAGUACGAUCCCACCUUGUCCGGAGAGAUGAAACCCUUGCGCUCCCACCUGGAGCAACUCCCAUGGGAAGGUCCCAGAAAUGCAUGCCAGAAGCGUGUGAUGGCACAUCGAGCACUCUUUGAGGUCAAAAAGCCCAGGGCAGUGCUCAACUUUGGUGUGGGAUCUCCUGAGUUCGUGGCCACCAUGAUGGCCAGCCAUGGCCAUCAGAACCCCGAGCUUCAUGGUUUCAUGUCGACCGUGGAGAGCGGCGUUUGGGGCGGCGUGCCCCAGGGCGGCUUCCGCUUCGGCACCAGCGUCGGCUACGAGGCCUUGGUCCCCACGAGCACCAUGAUGGACUUCUACCUGGGCGGCGGCAUUGACGUCGCCUUCCUGGGAGUGGGCGAGGUGGAUCCUCAGGGCAACGUCAACGUCUCCAACUUCGCGGGGCGUGUGCCUGGCGUCGGUGGCUUCGCAGACAUCUCAGCCAAUGCGAAGACCUUAGUCUUCACCACGACCUUGACUUGUGGCAAUUUAGUCACGAAGGUGGAGGAUGGGAAGCUCAUCAUUGUACAGGAGGGCUCCAUCCAGAAAUUUAAACGAAAGAUCGACGAGGUCACGUUCCCCAGUGCCUCCCAGGGCAGCCGACGGAUUGUCUUCGUCACCGAACGCUGUGUCAUGGAGCUUCGGCAGCAGCGGCUGCUCUUGACGGAGCUCGCGGCCGGCAUGCGCCUUGAGGACGUCUUCAACAAUAUGGAGUUUAAGCCUGAUGUUGCUGACCAAGUGGGCACCUACGACCCGCGCAUCUUUCAGCGGUAGGUGCUGUUCAGCCUGGUCAGAAUCGGUGUGUUUUCCCCAGAACGGGUUCACUGU